Molecule: messenger RNA, 713 nt
Organism: Dermatophagoides pteronyssinus (European house dust mite)
Lineage: Eukaryota; Metazoa; Arthropoda; Arachnida; Sarcoptiformes; Pyroglyphidae
Product: gamma-interferon-inducible lysosomal thiol reductase-like
Source: RefSeq, a predicted model, not a curated record
AUUAAGUAUUUAAGUAGAGUUUUUGAAAACCAUUAUCAUCAUUGAAUUUUUCUUUUUUUCUUUUUUGAUUUGAUUCGAAAACCAGAAAAAAAUGAUGAAAUUAACAUUGACCGUUUUGUUGUUGUCGAUGAUUCUUGGUACAUCAUUGGCCGUCAAGAAAGUAAAUGUUCACCUGUUUUAUGAAACAAUUUGUCCGGGUUGUCAACAAGAAUUUCAACGAAGUGUUGUACCGGCACAUAAAAAUAUUGGACAAUAUUUGAAUUUUGAUCUUGUACCAUGGGGUAAUGCAAGAAUAUUUAAAAAUGAUUAUGUUUUCGGUAUUAUUUGUCAACAUGGUGAACAAGAAUGUUGGGGUAAUCAAUUUCAUGCAUGUGUUAUUAAUAAAUUAAGUUAUGAAGAAGCAUUCAAUUUUGUUGAUUGUUUUUUCCGUACACAUGAAAAUCUUAAAGAUGUUAAAGGCAAAUGUCAAUCGUGUUCAAAAGAAUUGAAUAUUGAUUUUGAUAAAAUGAAACAAUGUGCCGAAAGUGAUGAAGGACAAAAUUAUGUAUUGGGUAUGAAUAAUCGUACAAUUGCUAUUGCAAAAGGAAAAACUGGUGUACCAUGGACAGUGAUUGAAGGUGUUGCAACCGGUGAUGAUAUUACUGAAUAUGCUUGUAAAGAAUUUUUAAAAGCACAAGGUGUUGAAUAUUGUCAAAAAUAUUAAAUUUUUUUUU